UUUUAGAUCGAGUUCACCGAGGUCAAAUUAUUCAAUUCGAGUUUCUUGUUGGAACUCAACUUUAACUUCAAGGGUCAUAGAGAAGAUGACGUCUGAUGCUGCCAGAGAAGUCUUGCCAUUGUUUGAGAAGGCUGCUCGAAUCGACAAAGUCAAAUCAGAUAACAUUAAAGCGAUCCAACUGGGUAAAGAAACCACGUUGAAAUGCGUCUAUGAUGGUCAUCCACCACCAGUGGUGAUAUGGACGAAGGGGAAGAAAAAGUUAAAGGACAAGUGCGCUUUUUGUGUACAGAAAGUGGAGAACUCGCCCAGGCUGAGUACGUUACGCGUGACACCCUUUCGUGACAGCGAUUUUGGAGAGUAUAAUUGCAAAGCGAGAAACAAAUUGGGAUUUCAACAAAUCAAAAUAAAACUUAGAGAAGAUAAAUCAAAAAACAUCACCCAGUGCCAAAGAGACCGCUUAUUGGCCGCUGAUCCCCGACUUAGACUAGAAUUCUUGCCUCAAUGCAAAGGUGAUGGAUCGUAUCACAUGAUCCAAUGUUCUGUCCACCUGAAAAAAUGUUGGUGUGUAGACCAAUCAGGACACAAGAUCGCAGACGCUGUUGACGGUUACGAUGGAAAGCAUUGUAAAGAGCCAAAAGACAAACUGGUCUUAUCAGUAAUAAUCCUGUCUAUAGCCAUUGCAUUGUUUCUGCUUAUCAUUGACGUCAUUUGUCUGGUGACGAAAAACAAGGGAGUCCUGAACAAAUGUAUACGUUUCAGGAACAAACGCAAAAAAUAUGGCAAAUUGAAAUCAAAAGAAGAAACGAAGUCCGCGGAGAUUCAAGAGUCUACCGAGGAAGGUCCAUAGCCCAGGAAAAAA
Messenger RNA from Stylophora pistillata, 859 nucleotides. RefSeq lists its product as uncharacterized. Gene Ontology annotation, molecular function: cyclin-dependent protein serine/threonine kinase inhibitor activity. Gene Ontology annotation, biological process: regulation of cell cycle. Gene Ontology annotation, cellular component: nucleus. NCBI's taxonomy places the organism in Eukaryota, Metazoa, Cnidaria, Anthozoa, Scleractinia, Pocilloporidae. The record is from RefSeq and is a predicted model, not a curated record.